AGUAGUGUGGAAGUACGAACGCCCCCCCCCUUUCUAUAGUGAUGAAAAAAUAGUGAUAAAACUUUAGCAUUUACCUAUGAAACGCCAAAAAAUACGAAUAAUAAGGAAGUAAUUACACCUCGAUGAUGUUAAAAGUACCUUUGUGUCGAGUAUUAAUCAAUUACCAGUGAAAAAUCAAUGAUAAUCGGUGGAAAUUGAGAUGAAAUAGGCCUUUGAGGUUAUAAUGAAGUCCACAAUAUUUGUUUAUUUAGUUGUUUUUCUGAUUUCAAUUUCAUCAGUCCCUGCUGAUAAUUCCGAGGCCCCAGAGUUGCAAAUCGAAGUAAACGAAACAGAAAACGACACGAAAAUUGAUGCAGAGGUAGAAAAUGAGACUGAAAUAAUGGAAAUACCGAGCGAGGCGAAUGAGGAUUUUUCAAACGUUACGAAGGACGGAGAGGAUGAGGACAAAGGAAAUGCUACCAUUACCUCAAAAUUGAAGAAUAACGGGGCUUACAAAAUCUACAGCAAUUGUUUGACUGAUAAAAUCUACGGGAAUGUGGAAGUUGUCAAUGCUACCAGACUCAUGGAGCUCCUGAUAAUGGAGCCAGGCCCCUCGAACAACACAGACGCUAAACAAGAAGGAAAAAUUCCCGCGAGAACGUGUAUUCUCGUUCUAUUCUACACUAGAUGGUGUGUCUUCAGCAGUCAGGCUGCUCCUCACUUCAACGCACUACCAAAAUUCUUUCCACAUAUUAGAGCAGUCGCUAUCGAUGCUUCCAAAUAUCAAAAUUUUAAUACACAAUUUGGCAUUGUCGGAGUUCCAACAUUGAUGUUCGUGUACAAUGGGAAGCCCCUAGUGAGGUUCAACGACUCCUCCUACACCCUGGAGUCAUUUGCAAAAUUCGUUACUGAUUACACAGCUCUGGAGCCGAACGGUUCCCUCUACGUCACCUCUGGGGACUUUGCCGGGCCAGUACCCAGCACACCAUCCAACGAGUGCGACUACUGUCUCAUCCUGUCCUGGCUCUUCAUCGCAGCCUGUGCACUCUAUUUUACUCUUCAGAGCCAGUGGUGGAAGCAGUUUGUCGAGCUGAUACAGAAUACGUGGAGGGAGAGCAACGCACAGCACGAGCAUACCGAUUAAUCCUUCAUUUUCUUAUUUAUUGUGAUAUGUCAAGUUGUUGAUUAAAAUGAUUAAGAUAAA
This is a messenger RNA of Diachasma alloeum, 1183 nucleotides long. RefSeq names its product thioredoxin domain-containing protein 15 (gene bug). Gene Ontology annotation, cellular component: cilium. Lineage: Eukaryota; Metazoa; Arthropoda; Insecta; Hymenoptera; Braconidae. Gene Ontology annotation, biological process: cilium assembly. The transcript is spliced from 4 exons. The record is from RefSeq and is a predicted model, not a curated record. Bases 224 to 1123 code for a protein of 299 amino acids.